AUGUUCUCAACAGCAAGGCCCGGAGCUCCAUUAUACGCACCAUCCAAUCAUAAACCCGGACCUACAUUGGAUCGAGAAAACGAUGUUGAAGCGCUCGACCUCUUUUCGACAAGCUUUUACCGCUGCAGAUCAAUCAGAAUCACACAAAUGCUUCGACCCUCUUGGUGCGCAAGUGCAAUGGUGGAAGAAAGCAAGCAUGGCAUGAUCAAAUGGAAUGAACACUGGAAGAAUUUUCUUAAGAUCACCCCCCCCUUGAUCACUAUCAUAUGCCAAGUACGCAACAUGAUGAAAGCGACUAUCGAAGCUAUUGAGUCUGAUACGUCCAUUAUCAUACCAACCAUCAACUCCUCCUCUACGAGUCCUAUUCCGCCAUCAUUACCUCCUCCAAUCAAGUACCAACGAAAACGCAAAAUCGCUGAAACAGACUCCUAA
Molecule: messenger RNA, 432 nt
Organism: Lichtheimia ornata
Lineage: Eukaryota; Fungi; Mucoromycota; Mucoromycetes; Mucorales; Lichtheimiaceae
Exons: 3
Coding region: 1-432 (143 amino acids)
Source: RefSeq, a predicted model, not a curated record